Priapulus caudatus is the source of this 1526-nucleotide messenger RNA. RefSeq names its product 3-beta-hydroxysteroid sulfotransferase-like. NCBI's taxonomy places the organism in Eukaryota, Metazoa, Priapulida, Priapulimorpha, Priapulimorphida, Priapulidae. Bases 1 to 615 code for a protein of 204 amino acids. Gene Ontology annotation, molecular function: sulfotransferase activity. Gene Ontology annotation, cellular component: cytoplasm. The transcript is spliced from 5 exons. Gene Ontology annotation, biological process: sulfation. The record is from RefSeq and is a predicted model, not a curated record.
AUGCCCGACGUGCCGAUGCCCGCGCCACCGCACGACGACGGGAACUCCUGCCCCGUCAUGGAUCAUCCGAAACACAUUAUCGUUGUGACGAGGAACCCAAAAGAUGCGGCUGUGUCAAACUACUUCUUUGAGGUUGGUUUUCGUCUACCUGGACAGAAGGUGGAUGUAUCUUUCCAAGACAUCUCCGUCGCGGAUUACAUCAAACUCUACCUCAAGGGCGCUGCCACGCAGUAUGGCUCCUACUGGAAACACACGCGCGAAUUCUGGCAGAUCCGCAACUGGGACAACGUUCUGCUCGUGUCCUACGAAAACAUGCUGAGGGAUCCGAGAAGACACGUAAAAAUGGUCGCUGACUUUCUCGGAAAGCAGCUGACAGACGAUCAGAUUGAUUUCAUCACCAUGGAAACAAGUUUCAAGAAAAUGUCUGGAAAUGACGUCACUAACUACGCAUGGCUGAAAAGCAUUCGUGCUACCGAUGCAACACCGUUCAUGCGAAAAGGACGUUGUGGAGACUGGAAGCGUUAUUUCACAGUCGCCCUCAGCGAAGAACUGGAUCGAAUUAACGAGGAAAAUAUGUGUGGCACGUCACUGCAGCACGACUACGUCAUAGAUUAGAAGCGUGAUACGUCACUGCAGCACGACUACGUCAUAGAUUAGAAGCGUGAUACGUCACUGCAGCACGACUAAGUCAUAGAUUAGAAGCGUGAUACGUCACUGCAGCACGACUACGUCAUAGAUUAGAAGCGUGAUACGUCACUGCAGCACGACUACGUCAUAGAUUAGAAGCGUGAUACGUCACUGCAGCACGACUAAGUCAUAGAUUAGAAGCGUGAUACGUCACUGCAGCACGACUACGUCAUAGAUUAGAAGCGUGAUACGUCACUGCAGCACGACUACGUCAUAGAUUAGAAGCGUGAUACGUCACUGCAGCACGACUACGUCAUAAAUUAGAAGCGCAAUACGUCACUGCACCACUAUGAGUAAAGCAUAAGUCAAAUAACAUCAGAUUUAUUAUUGAAAUACUCAGCAGACAGCCAUGAUGGAAUUCAGUCCUAAUAUCAUAACGAGGCUAAUAGUUCCAAGAGCUAUGCUUAGAUGGUCCUAGCUGUUAUAUAUUAAUAUUUACAGGUGCGUGAUACGUCACUGCAGCACGACUACGUCAUUGAUUAGAAGCGUGAUACGUCACUGUAGCACGACUACCUCAUAGAUUAGAAGCGUGAUACGUCACUGCACCACGACUACUGUACGACUGUACUGUAAUGCUGUACGAGUAAUCGCGAUACUAUGAGAUGGUCCAUGCCGGACUGCCCACGGCCAACGACCAUGAAACCAAACUGCGCGUAUAUGCCAAAGGCAAAAUGAGUUAUCUAUGUCUCUGUGUUUGUCGCGCUGGUAUGCCCUACUGCAGUGUGUUGUAUUUGUAUUGGAUUGUAUUUGUCCGGUAACACUGGUAUUAUACUUACUGCAGUGUGUUUGGAGGGCGGUGACAGGUGAAUAAACGCCGGCCCAGUCCGGGGAGUUACGGA